Linum trigynum is the source of this 2675-nucleotide messenger RNA. The record is from the annotation of a GenBank genome assembly. Lineage: Eukaryota; Viridiplantae; Streptophyta; Magnoliopsida; Malpighiales; Linaceae.
CUCAUGAGAUGUUUUUUGGUAAGGUUUCACCUUAUCAUCAUCUCCGUGUAUUUGGGUGUUUGGCUUACUACAAAGACACUCACGCACAUCUUGAUAAUUUGCUUAUCGUGGUUGAGCAGGAAUCUUCUUGGGCUAUGCAAUGACCCAAAAGGGUUACCGAAUUUUCGAUAUAAUCUCCUGGCGAUUCAUAACUUCUCGGGACGUUAUAUUCCACGAGAACUUGUUUCGUAUGCAGGAUGAGGCUCGGUGACUCGCUACGACACAACACCUAACAAUGGCCAAGUGUAACUAAUGGAAGGGACUGCAGUAUAGUGCCUCAAGUAAUAAAUAUCGAAUCCACGGGUCUUUAGAGUUACUAUUACUCAGCUUCAGUUUAUUAUUUAGCAAACCAGAUUAAUAAGGAAGAACUAAAACUACUCUAGCAAACUACAAUUAAAGUUAAUUUAAUCACAGGUUGGGAACUCACUUAGGUAUGAUUCCCCCUAGCCACUAGCCAGAUUAAUUAUUGAUGAUUUCUAACUUGUUUCGUUUUCAUUCACAAUGCGGAGAAUCCUUGACUAGACCUUGAGUCUCGACUAAAGGAACAAGGCCCUCUUGAGUCAAUUGCCUAGAGGGACGUAUCCUUCUCUAGAACAACCGAUCAAGGCAUUCUGAACUAGACUCCCUCUAUCGAAAGAGGUUCUCAGUCGAUACAAAGCAGUGAAUCAACCCUCGACUAAAGCAAUCGAUCCACUACUAUCAAACUAUGGUGCUCUAUUGACCUAAUCAGGUAUUCGCUCUCAUGGGAUCAAAGCAGAAUCAAUAAUCUCAACUAAAGCAUAAUUGAUUCAUGAAAACAUGCAUAGAUUGAAUAUGAACUCAAGGUUAUCAAGUCAGAGUACUCAUACAAUCAUCCAAUCAAACACACAUAGCUAGGGUUCCUCAAAACCUAAGUGAAGGGAAGUUACUCCAUGGAGAAGAGAGAGACUGUAGUAAGAAUCUUCAGAUGAUCAGUCUUCAAGUCCGGGCUUGUUCCUCGAGCUUCCAAGGGGAAGAAAUCCUCCAGUUCCACUCCAAGAAUGCCCUCAAAUCGCCCUCUCUCUCUUUGGGUGUUUGGGAUCCAAAACCCAGCUCCCCCUCUCUUUUGCUCGAAACUGGGUUAAAAACCAAGAAAUUCCCGAUCACACGGGCAGGCCACACGACCGGGUGACUCUCCCAGGCUGCCCGUGUGAGUGUCAAAACGCGGAGUUUCGAUAAGUGGCUUCAGGCUUCCUACACGGCCACGACCCACACGGCCGUGUGGACUGCCAGGGUGCCCGUGUGAGUUCCCUAGAAUUUCCACACGGCCACAAGGGGUCCCCUACACGGCCGUGUGUCUUUUAGGCAUGCACGUGUGACUUCCUCAGCUUCUCUCUAAACGUCUGAUCUCCAUCCAAUCGACUCCGAACUCGUUCCUAAACCUUCAUUCACGUACUAGGACCUGAAAUAUCACAAACAAGAACAACCUAGCGUGAAAUCGGCCUAAAACACGAGAAUCAACAUCUCAAACGGCUCAAGAAUAGGGGUGAAAACAUGUGUAAUUAUUGGUCUAUCACUCGACAUGAGCCCCACUAGAUACCUUGGACCAUUGUUCCUUCCCAAUAAGACACCGAUGUUGCUUCUCCUCUUCGUCCCACUGAUGAACCAUCCUCGGAUCAACCUGAUCCAACCCCUAGUGGUGGAUGUGGAUCCUCCGUCCCUUUGGGCCUUGGGUCUUCACAAGAACCCACGUCGCCAGCUUCCAUACGACCCAUUGAGCUUACACCUGUGCCGCACUCUUUCUCUCAUGCCGACAGUGGCAAUGUUCCUGGAUCCUCCUCCUCCACUUCACCUACAAGUGCCACUCAGCAGCAACGCACGCCUCCUCCACCAGUGUUGAGAUGGAGUGAUCGCUAUCGGCCUAAGCGCCUGGAAAGUUAUGACACCUAGUUUACGGGUUCCAGUACUCAGGGAUGUUCCUUGUCUCUUACUCGUUAUCCACUUGCUGCUUAUGUUGAUUAUUCUUGUUUCAAGGGUACUUCUACCAGGCAGUCCGCGAUGCAUGUUAGCGAGAGGCCAUGUCACGCAAGAUCGAUGCGCUUAAAAAUAAUGGCACCUGGAGUCUCGUUUUCCUUCCUCCAUGCAAGCAUGCUAUUGCUUCAAAGUGGGUCUACAAGAUCAAAUAUUUUCCCGAUGGGACUAUCGAGAGAUACAAAGCUCGGCUAGUGGCCAAAGGUUAAACUCAGAUUAAAGACCUUGACUUCCAUGAUACUUUUGCCCAAGUACCUAAACUGGUCACCGUAUGUUGUCUCAUUGCGGUUGCGGUCAGUCGAGGUUGGCAUCUUCAUCAGCUCGAUGUCAACAAUGCCUUCCUCCAUGGAAAUCUUCUAAGGAAGUCUAUAUGGAGAUUCCUGAAGGGUUUCGAAAACCCGGUGACACACGAGUUUGUCGUUUGAAUAAAUCCAUUUAUGGGCUUCGACAAGCAUCGCGUAACUGGUACCAGAAGUUUACCUCUACACUUUGUACCUUUGGUUUUCGGUCCUCGGCUACUGAGCGUCCCUCUUCAUGUACCUUCACGGCAACACCAUGGUCACAGCCUUGAUCUAUGUUGAUGAUGUCAUUCUUGCGGGAAAUGACUUGGUUUUUAUGGAGCAGGUAAAUAAAUUCUUGAAUGACCA